UGGAGACUGAAGCUACCAGGGAGAAAACUGUGGUCUAACUUCAGGCAGCUGUACUGACAUGACAGCAAUAAUCCAGGGAGCAGCGGGGAAAGAACAGAAAACAUCUGCAAUGAACAGAGCAACAGGUAAUUUAACAGCAGAGCACAAACUGACCCUCGGUUCUUUCCUGGGACUUCUGGGACUCCUCCUGGAAGAAAACCGAACACAUCUGCUGACAGCAGCCAUUGUUUUCCUGAGUGUUGGGAUUAUCACCUCCUUUCUGUGCCUGCUGAUUGAUGGAGUCUGUAUCGCCCUAAACAUGGACAUUAGUCCACUGAAAGCUGGAAGGUGUCAGUAUUACAGCAGUGGCAGCAGCUAUGAGAAUUUCUUCUCCCCAGUGACAUGUUGGAGUCUAAAGGAGUCAUGUACCAUAUCGGUUCGAAGUGGCACCUGUUACUGCUGCGACCUGUACGACUGCGCCAAUGGAGGCUACCUCAACAGCUACUAUGAGUUUGUUGGCGUGCAAAGCUGUAAAGACGUCUUCACGCUGUAUGUUUUAAUUUGGACCCUCGCCAGCCUGAACCUUGUGGCCUUCUUCACAGGAAUACUGACCACUGCAGUGCUGGGCAGCGUCAGGCUUUUGCUCUCUUAA
Messenger RNA from Nematolebias whitei (Rio pearlfish), 631 nucleotides. RefSeq names its product transmembrane protein 255B. The transcript is spliced from 7 exons. Lineage: Eukaryota; Metazoa; Chordata; Actinopteri; Cyprinodontiformes; Rivulidae. The record is from RefSeq and is a predicted model, not a curated record. Bases 59 to 631 code for a protein of 190 amino acids.